AUGACUCCCAGCGAUCCGUCUCCACAUACUCUCUCUCCCGACCAGCAUCAGCUGGGUCUGUUGAUCCUUCACCAUCUUCAACGUCACGCUGAUGCUGGUCCCUUCCUCUUCCCGCUCGACCCAAAGGACUGGAAUCUUCCUGACCUUUCCCCUGACCCCGCCUGUGUGUUCGACCUCGACACCAUUGAGCGGCGUCUGGCCUCGCAUGCUUACGCCUCGCUGCUGGAGUUUGUGGACGACAUCCGCCUCGCUUUGCGUAAUGCCCAGCGCCUGUGCGAGCCGCACCCCCGCUUGCUCCAGAUGAGCAAGAACCUCGAGCUGUUCUUCGACUCACAUCUCUCGAAGAUGCUCCCUUUGGCCUCCCCUCAGCCGCCAAAACGGCCCCUGGACCCGUCUGAGCUGGUCUAUCCCACCACCCCGAAGCGAUCCCCGCUUCGUGUCGACGACGAGCCUGAACCACUUUCGCCAUCGCUCUCAAAGCCCAGACGACGUGGUGGCAAAGCUCAAAAGGAUCGCGCAUCAUCUCUCGGUGCCGGUGAGAACGACCCCUUGAAGGCUCCGCUUCGUGUCCCGGCUCCAGAGGAAGCCAAGCUCACGACAACGGACUCGCCCAAGAUUUUCAAAACGCUGCAGCCCACUGAUCUUAACUGCUUAUCUCCGAAGCACGAGAAGGCGCCGUCCAGUCUCCUGGUCCACUCGCCGCUCAAGUCGCCUCCGCCUUCACCUCCAACGAGUCCUCUCGUCAGCCGAGACAUAGCGCCCGGAGACCUGUGCUUUACCCUCGGAGCUGCACAAACGUCGGUGGCAGCACCGGAAACCACAUCGACAUCGACAUCGACGUCUGCGUCUGCAUCUGUAUCUGCAGCUGUACCUACAUCUGCGGUCGCGUGUCUCGUCGAUGCCCUCGCUCACGCAUCCCCGGCUGCUGCUCCCAAGGUGCCGGAUCCUGCAUCAAGUAUGGCCGCCCCACCUGCCGCUGCGACUUCGGUGUUGCCGUCUCCCGCCAAGACACCUGUUCCUCUUAAGAAGAGCCGAUCGUGCAGCCACUGCUUCACCACGACUACCCCGAUGUGGCGAAGCGGCCCACCGGGCUUCUCGCCCCUGUGCAACGGCUGUGGUGUCAAGUGGAAGCGCGGUCGCAUCCAAUUCCCGACCGAUCCCAACUUGGCCCAGGAGUCCAAGACGACAGCGACUUUGGCGCCCCCAGCCACCCCGACCCCCGCUGCUGCUCGCCGCGAGGCAAAAUCCAACAUCAAGCCCCAGCCUGCGCCUCUAUCCCGCGGCCGCCCUUGCAAAUCAGACGGUCCAAAGGCUCUGUCCCUGCCUCCCAAGAAGGCCCACGACAUCGAGCCCAAGUCCUUGAGCGACUACCAUCGCAUCCUCGGGCGCACAUCUGCGUCCAAACCUCGAAUGUUGGGCUCCACCGACAUUUUCAACAACAUCCAGGCCAUCUAUGACGAUGCAGAGCACCAUCUGGAGAGCUCGGACGACGACAUGGACUACCUGUUCAGCAACCACGACCUGGCCUACGAUGGGCAUCGCGUCCGAGCGUCCAACGAUCUUCCACAGCUCAAGGUCACUAUUUCACCGGAAAUCUCCAUCUGUGGCACCUACGAUGCAACCUCCUCCAAGGUGCCGGACUUGUUUGUAUCGGAGGACGUCGAUGUGCCACCCACGGCAUGGGACGUUCCCUCCGACCCGCACGUUUCCGGUAGCAGCAUGUCGCUGUUCCACUCGGAUCUCCACGACCAGGACGAAAACUUCAUGACGUCCGUCAUUCGUAUGGACGAACUUUUGUCCGACGACGACACCAAGCACGACAAGAACGAUGCUAGCCCUCACUGUAUGCACUCUCCACCGGCUACGUCUUCUCGCGAGGCACGCACAUCUUGGCCGCACGGCCACAUGCCCACCAAGGGGCUCCUCUAUCCCAGCGCACGUCAAACAACUCUCAUGCAACCGACCCAGGGCGGCCCAGAGUCGCAUCACGCACACGAACCCGCAGCGCCGGUACUUGGCGGAUACGACCCGGUCGAUACGGAAAUGUCGCUGGAUGCCGCCUGGUGCGUCUGGUGCGAAGGAGGAGGCGCGUGUAUCCUCGGCCAUCUGUAA
This is a messenger RNA of Polychytrium aggregatum, 2112 nucleotides long. RefSeq lists its product as uncharacterized. Gene Ontology annotation, biological process: regulation of DNA-templated transcription. Bases 1 to 2112 code for a protein of 703 amino acids. The record is from RefSeq and is a predicted model, not a curated record. Lineage: Eukaryota; Fungi; Chytridiomycota; Chytridiomycetes; Polychytriales. The transcript has a single exon. Gene Ontology annotation, molecular function: zinc ion binding; sequence-specific DNA binding; protein binding.